Messenger RNA from Aspergillus clavatus NRRL 1, 1107 nucleotides. Its product is annotated as isopenicillin N synthase family dioxygenase. Bases 1 to 1107 code for a protein of 368 amino acids. Lineage: Eukaryota; Fungi; Ascomycota; Eurotiomycetes; Eurotiales; Aspergillaceae. The record is from RefSeq and is a predicted model, not a curated record. Gene Ontology annotation, molecular function: dioxygenase activity. The transcript has 2 exons.
AUGUCCGCCCCAUCGCCACCAAGCGCCAUUGAUGCAGAAGUCCAAGAGGCUCAGACUUACCUGAAAGGGCUGAUUCAGAGGGAACAAGGAGACCAUGUACCUGCCUUCUCGUCAAUUCCGGUCAUCAACCUUGGCCCAUUAACGCAUGGCUCCCCCGCGGACAAACAGAGAAUCGCACGGGAGAUCCACGAGGCCUGUACGGUCAGUGGCUUCUUUUAUAUCAGUAAUCACGGAAUCAGUGCAGACCAAUGUGAUGGAGUGUUAAAUCAAGCGCAAAGAUUUUUCAAGGAACUCGCAUUCGAGAAGAAGAAAGAGAUUCACUAUCAAAACUCAAAAUUCUUCCGCGGCUGGCGACCAUCGGCCGACAUCCUCCAGCGGUCCCAUCCCGAUAGCGCACAGUGCCUCGGCGUAAAGGGGGUGGGAGACUACAAAGAAGCCUUCAACUGGGCAUAUCAGUAUGAUCUGGACCCCACCGGUGGCGAUGGGAAGUAUGUGGAGCUUGAUGGCUCUCGAUUAGUCGGGAACCUCUGGCCAAAAGAGGAGGAUCUUCCUGGCUUCUUCGACGGGGUGAAAGGAUUCUACUCCGAGGCUUUGCAGCUAUCUCGUCGGUUGAUUCGGCUCUUUGCACUGUCCCUUGCUCUCCCCGAAACCACUUUCGAUCACUUGGUCACUCACCCGGGCGGAGUGGCACGCCUGCUGUACUACCCUCCCACGGACGAGGAGGAAAGCUUGGUCGGUAUUGGAGCACAUUCAGAUUUUGAGCUUUUUACGCUUUUACUACAAUCGGAUAUCAAUGGACUAGAGGUCCUGUCUCCGGACGGGAAAUGGGUGGCCGCAGACCCUUUGCCGGGAACGAUUGUGGUCAAUGUGGGAGAUUUUAUGAUGCGAAUGACGAAUGGUUUGUACAAGAGUACCAUCCACCGGGUUGUCAACCGCACCGAGAAGGAGCGAUACAGCGUUCCAUUCUUCUUCUCUUUCAACUACGAUGAGAUUGUUGAGACUAUCUCGAGUUGCGUUCCGGAAGGAGAGGAGCCCAAGUACAAACCUAUCAAUGCCGGAAAGUAUAUCCUGGAACGUCUUCGACUCGCUCUCAAGGAUAAUGAAUGA